Messenger RNA from Alternaria arborescens, 879 nucleotides. RefSeq lists its product as hypothetical. The transcript has a single exon. NCBI's taxonomy places the organism in Eukaryota, Fungi, Ascomycota, Dothideomycetes, Pleosporales, Pleosporaceae. The coding region runs from base 1 to 879 and encodes 292 amino acids. The record is from RefSeq and is a predicted model, not a curated record.
AUGGCGCCAAAGCUGGAAUCUCGAAAGAGUGAGGACGGAAAGGAGACUACCAGCGAAAAUUUGAUGUUUAUCGAUCCAUCUCCAACUGACAUGGAGAUGCUGGGUGCGUCACAAGAGGCUUCCUCCCCUCUUACUCAAGUGACUGUACCACUGGCUGGUUUCCAGAAAAUUUCUCAGUCUUCCGAUACGCUCAGCCAUCCAUCUUCGCAUACCUUAAGUCAUGGAUUACCACCUGCUCAGAUACGCUUUUCACGUAGACCAUCUGUACCAAAUCGCUCUUCCUCUCCCUCGUCCUCGGCAGUGGACAUUACAAAGCGUCCGUCAGACUAUAGCUCUGACAAUGAACACGUUGGCUCACCGCCCGGCUACAUUCGCCAUCCAGGUCCUACUCGACGUCAGUCCGAUACUAAUGAUUGGCCGCAUGGAGUGCUCAGUGGUGGCUUACUGAUUCGUUUUUUGGAGGACUUGUCGCGUAGCUCUCGACGCGACCACUGGCAGGUCUGUACCUGGCUGGAAAACUUUGCUGCGCGCUUCGGUCGCUUCCACAACCUCGAUGGCCUCGUCGUGACGAACGCACAAGACAUGCACAUGCUUAUGCUAGCACACAAGUUGUGGCUCGAAACAAAAAGCACACCAGCCGAGGGAGACAUCUUCUGGGUGCCGGGAUUAGAGCCAGCAGGAAAUGUCGAUCCGGACUGGGAAGCCAAGACAAAGAAUAAUCUUCCCGAACUAUCUAGCACACACAGCCAGAAGCAUUGGAUGGCAGGAGAAGCACAAUAUCUGCACGGUACCUCAAUAGAGCGGCCUAGAAAGGGAAAUAUGGUUUGUGAGAGAUGGAUUGACGGCAUAGGGUGGGAGAGGGAGAUUUGGCAAGCAUGA